Molecule: messenger RNA, 1427 nt
Organism: Myxocyprinus asiaticus (Chinese sucker)
Lineage: Eukaryota; Metazoa; Chordata; Actinopteri; Cypriniformes; Catostomidae
Product: tropomyosin alpha-4 chain-like
Exons: 8
Coding region: 272-1015 (247 amino acids)
Biological process (GO): muscle contraction; actin filament organization
Cellular component (GO): actin filament
Molecular function (GO): actin filament binding
Source: RefSeq, a predicted model, not a curated record
GUCUUCCUUUUCCAGAUUCCUCAUUCUGAACGCCACGAAAUCAAUGACGCGCAAACGAAAACGAAGUUCGCGACAUUAUUAGCAACAUAGAAACAAAUCUGACGUUUGCGCUCUUUAUUCAUUCAUUCAUUCAUUCAUUCAUUUGGAACAAGUGUACUUUUUUUUUCUCUCGAACUGCUUUUUGUGUAUUUGGAGCAUAGUACACGGGCUGGGUGUUUGUGUAACUUCUAGUGAUAACUGCGCGUUUAAAUAUUCGUAUACAUUUUUGGCGAUGUCGAACAGUUCAUUAGACGCGGUGAAGCGGAAGAUCCAGUCGCUGCAGCAACAGGCGGAUGAUGCGGAGGACAGAGCGCAGUUUCUGCACAGAGAACUGGACAAUGAACGAGAUCUGCGGGAGAAAGCAGAAGGUGAUGUUGCCGCGCUGAACCGCAGAAUCCAACUAGUUGAAGAGGAACUGGAUCGAGCUCAGGAGAGACUGGCUACGGCACUACAGAAACUAGAGGAAGCAGAGAAAGCAGCGGAUGAGAGCGAGAGAGGAAUAAAGGUUAUUGAGAAUCGUGCGAUGAAAGAUGAAGAAAAGAUGGAAAUCCAGGAAAUGCAACUGAAAGAGGCCAAACACAUCGCUGAGGAGGCAGACCGCAAAUACGAGGAGGUGGCUCGUAAACUGGUGAUUUUGGAGGGUGAACUGGAGAGAGCAGAAGAGAGAGCGGAGAUUUCUGAACUUAAAGGCGGAGAUCUGGAAGAAGAACUGAAAAAUGUAACUAAUAACCUAAAAUCUUUAGAAGCCCAAUCAGACAAGUAUUCAGAGAAAGAGGACAAAUACGAAGAGGAAAUCAAAGUUCUCGCUGAUAAACUGAAAGAGGCUGAGACCCGUGCUGAGUUUGCAGAAAGAACGGUGGCCAAACUGGAAAAGACCAUCGAUGACCUGGAAGAGUGUCUUGCUCAGGCAAAACAGCAGAAUCUGGAGAUGAAUCAAGUUCUGGAUCAAACACUUCAAGAGCUCAACAGCUUGUGAACGUACAAGAAGAGAAAUCCACAAAAAGAACCAUUUCAGUCGUCAAUCAUUCCAACAGUGUUUUAUGUUUAGAUGUCAUGUGUUUAUGUUUUGUAUGUUAAAAGUUAUGUCAUUUCCAACUAUUGUGUUCUAUAUUUUUGCAUCAUUUCCUAAUGAUUUCUGUAUGCACCUAUAUUGUUCAUUAAAUAAAGUCCUGUGCCAUCAUUUGUCUAGUUUACAGGAACGUUCCAGGUUAAAUACAAGUUAAUCACUAUCGACAGCAUCUGUAGCAUGAGUUUAAGUUGUAUUUAAUGCAGAAAAUUCCUUUGGAUUUAGUACAGUUUUCUGUUUUUUUUUUUUUUAUUAGAUUAAUAUUUCAAGUUUAUUUGCCAUUAUUGCAUGUAAAAUCAUUUCCCUUUUUAUAACUACAUAC